CAACAAAUUCUAUCUGUUUAAAUCGACUUUAAAAUCGAUUUCUUCGAUAUAGUUGGCCAAAUAAUCAAGAGUUUACUUCAGGUUCGGAUUUCGCACGUUUAAGCCACUACAUCAAUUGGAUAUGUUUUUACGAGAUUGGGCUAGUAAAUGUAGUUCGACGAUGUGAGGGAGUGAGAGAGAAACCGGUGUGUGCUAAAGCUGAAGCUUACUGGGUGUCGUGCGCUAUCGCCGCUGCAGCUCUGAAAAAUCAAACAUUAUAGCUCUCGUUGCUUUCGUCUGGUAUAUAAUUUCGAGCUUAGUGAACACUUCGUACGAAAAUAGUUGUAAAAUUCGGUGAUUAGCGUUUAUUGUACAAAAUGGGCAAGGCGAAGAAGGGCAAACGAACUGACAAGGACGACGAUUUUGACAGCGAUAUUCAAGUAGAAGAUGCUGUUAGCGAAGAACCCAUUAAGUCUAAAAAAUCAAAAGAUAAGAAGAAAAAAGGAGAUGACAUUGAUGAGUUAUCUGAAGAUCUCAAAGGUCUUAAAGUAGAAAAAUCAAAAGCUUCUAAAAAGGAUAAGAAACUGAAAAAGCAAGUAGAUGUUUCUGAUGAUGAUUUACCUUCGUAUAAAGGAAAAGGAAAAGCCAAUUCUGAAUCAGAUACUGAUAUUGAUAUGUCUAAUAGCAAACAAAAAAAUCGUAAAAACCUAUCUGCCAAAAAAGGUUUUGCAGCUUUAUCUGUUGAAUCUAACGAUGAUUUAUCAGAUAUUGAAAAAUCAAAAUCAAAAACGAAAAUGAAAAAAGGAAAUAAAGAUGUAGAUAUAGAUUCUAAUAAUGAGGAUGAAGGGAAAGUAUUGAAAAGUAAAAACAAAAGGAAAAGUAAAAAACAAGUAGAUUUAGAUGAUUCUGACAAUGAAACAAGGAAAUCCAAGGCAAUGACAAAAAAAGGGAAAAAGCCUGUUGAUUCUGAUGCAAGUGAUGAAGAUGAAUCAAAAGUGAAGAAUAAAAAUAAAUCUAACGCAAAGAAAAAUAAAAAGAAAGAUUCCGAUAAUGAGUCAGAUGAUGAUGUUCCCAAAUCAAAAGGAAAAACGAAAGAUAAGAAAGGACGAAAAGCUUCUGAUUCAGAAGAUGAUUUCAAAAUUCUUCCAUCAAAGAUAACCAAGAAUGCCUCGUCAAAAGUUCCAAAAGCUAGUUUUGCCUUAUUAAAUAUGGAUGACGAUGUGAACGAGGAUCUUGCAGUAUCACCUUCUGUCUCAGAUGAUGAGUCAACUAAAAGGGAAAGCGUAGAACGUAGCAAACCAUCAAAACAACAAAAACCCGAACUACAUGAAUCACAAAAAGAAUCUAAAAAAACUAAGAAAGCAAAGAAAAAACGUAAUGAUAGUGACGAAGAUAUAGAUAAAGUUCUUGCUGAAUUAGAAAUGGAAUAUUCAGGACAAAAAAAACCAGUAAAAGAAGAAUUAAAUGAUGAAAAAAGGGAAGUAGAAGAUAAAACCUUAAAUCAAAAAAAGCUGAAAGAAACAGAGAAGGAAAAAGAUAAAGGAGAUGCAAUAGACAUUGAAGAUGGAGGUACUGUAAAAACAGCAGCACAAAAGAAAAAGGAGAAAAAAGAAAGAGAAAAACAGAAAAAGCUUGCUCAGAAAAAAGCUGAAUCCAUGAAGAAACCUGAUGUUGGUGACACCCUUAAGGAUGCUGGUGUUGGUGAAAAGCAAUCCGAACAGUCCGUAGAAACUAAAAAAGAUGCUAGUGAUGCAGAAGCAGAAGAAGAAGAAGGUAAAAAAAAGAAAAAGAAAGGUGUGAAAGAAGAUCCAAAAGAAAAAGGGAAAGGUCCAGGGAAAAAAUUAAUUGCUGCAAUGCAAGAAGCUUUGAAGAAAGCGAAGGAAGAAGAAGAAAGAUUAAAACGUGAAGAAGAAGAGAGAAUACGAUUGGAAGACGAAAGAGAGAAGGCGCGUUUAGAAAAACUUCAAAAAGAACAAGAAAGAAAGGAAAAGAAGAAGCUAAAAGAAAAACAGAGAAAAGAAAAAUUAAAAGCCGAAGGCAAACUUUUAACUAAUAAACAAAAACAAGCUCAAGCUAGGGCACAAGCUAUGCUUGAAGCACUAAAAGCUCAAGGAUUGGAAAUGCCAGAAGCUGGUGAAAAGAAACCAAGACCUGGAACAAGAAUAAGGCCAAGUAAAUUAAAACAACAAAUAAGUACGGAAGCAAAAGAAGAAAUAAAAAAAUCUGAUGAAGUUAAGGCUGAACAAGUACAAGUAGAAAUAGUUGAUAAGCAAGAAAAAGUAGAAAUAAAGAAAGAGGAAGAAGAGGAGGAAGCUGUUAAAGAUGUUUGGGAUGCUGAAAGUAGUGAAGAGGAAGCAGAAGAUAAAUCCGAUAAAGUAACGAAGAAGUCGCCAAGUAAGGAGCUUUCAAAAGAUUCGAAAGUUGUGGAAAAGGAGUCGACACCCGAAGAUAAUGAGGUAUCCUCAGAAUCAUCAGAUUCGGAGAGCGAAGGAUCGGAUUCUGGCUCGGAUGAAGAAAGUGAGGAAGAAAGUGAAGUGGAAGAUAAAACGACUGAUGCUGAACGAAAAAGAAGGAAAGUGCGAGAAAGGAUACAAAAUCGUCGAAUUGAAGCAGAAAAGAAGCGAACUUUGGAUAAUUUGCGAGCUGCUGUGGUAUGUGUAUUGGGUCACGUAGAUACGGGAAAAACAAAAAUUCUCGAUAAGCUGAGGCGAACGAAUGUGCAAGACGGUGAGGCUGGUGGAAUCACACAGCAAAUCGGUGCAACGAACGUUCCAAUUCAUGCCAUUCAAGAAUCAACGAAACAUGUUAAAGGAUUUGAAAGUAAAGUCUUCAAAAUUCCUGGACUGUUGAUUAUCGAUACACCCGGUCACGAGUCAUUUAGUAAUUUAAGGAAUCGAGGGUCAUCUCUCUGUGACAUUGCAAUUUUAGUAGUGGAUAUUAUGCAUGGAUUGGAGCCUCAAACAAUUGAAAGUAUCAAUCUGUUGAAAGCGAAAAAAUGUCCAUUUAUCGUCGCACUAAAUAAAAUCGAUAGGUUAUACGAUUGGCAAACCAUGAGUCGUAGAGAUGUACAGGAUAUUAUAAAAAGUCAAGCUAUUGGCACUCAACGGGAAUUUGAAAAACGGUAUAAGGAAGUGAUUGUUCAAUUUGCAGAACAAAGUCUUAAUGCUGCUAUAUUUUAUGAAAAUCCCGAUCCCCGAAGUUAUGUAUCCUUGGUUCCAACAAGUGCCAUAACAGGUGAAGGUAUGGGGAAUUUGUUGGCAUUGAUUGUUGAUGCCUGUCAGGGACCUCUGGCCAAACGACUUAUGUUCAGCGAGGAAUUAGAAGCUACUGUGCUAGAAGUUAAAGCCCUUCCUGGACUUGGUACGACGAUAGAUUGUAUUCUACUUAACGGGAUCCUUCGAGAAGGUGACACAAUGAUUGUGGCGGGUACAGAUGGACCGAUCGUUACACAAAUCAGAUCACUUCUUAUGCCACAGCCAUUAAAAGAACUUAGAGUUAAGAGUGCGUAUGUAGAACAUCGUGUAGUAAAAGCAGCUCAGGGAGUGAAAAUUGCUGCAAAGAUUUUGGAAAAAGCUAUAGCAGGAUUAAAGCUUGUAGUAGCUCAGAAGCCAGAUGAGGUCGAGAUUCUGAAAGAGGAGAUUGAUAAGGAAUUAACUCAUGCCUUAAGUAAAUUGAAGCUCGUGGAUCGAGGUGUCUUUGUGCAGGCAUCGACUCUUGGCGCUCUCGAGGCACUCGGAGACUUCUUAAAAAGUAGCAAAAUUCCGUAUGCGGGCAUACGUAUUGGUCCUGUUGUCAAAAAGGAUGUCAUGAAAGCAUCAAUUAUGUUGGAGCACGAUAGCCAGUACGCGACAAUUCUGGCAUUCGACGUUAAGGUUGAACGUGACGCACAAGAACUAGCCGACUCUCUAGGUGUCAAAAUCUUUCAAGCUGACAUUAUUUAUCAUCUAUUCGAUAGAUUCAUCGAAUAUAAGGAUGAGCUACGAAUGCGGAAACGAGAAGAAAAUAAACAUAUAGCCGUCUUCCCGUGCAAACUAAAAAUCUUAUCGCAGUUUAUUUUCAAAACGAGAGAUCCUAUCAUUAUGGGUGUAAUGAUUGAAGAUGGCAUCAUUAAACAAGGAACACCAAUAUGCGUCCCCAGUAAAGACUUCAUUGACUUGGGCAUCGUUACGACCAUACAAAUCAACAACAAGGCGCUGGAGACUGCGCGCAAGGGUCAGGAGGUCUGCAUAAAAAUCGAGCCGAUACCCGGCGAGACGCCCAAGAUGUUCGGCCGGCACUUCGACGAGAAGGACAUGCUCAUCAGCAAGAUAAGUCGACAAAGCAUAGACGCAUGCAAGAACUAUUUUAGGGAAGAUCUUAUCAAAGCAGAUUGGCAACUGAUGGUGGAACUCAAGAAGCUCUUCCAGAUCCUUUAAUUUUGUAAUGAGAGCGCUGAAAAAAGCCCCUCAUCAACUCUCAUCAGCACGAGCGCAUUGGGAUAAAGUCGAAAACAACUUUUCUAUGCAUAUAACACAAGAAAUGCGUGUAUUUAAUCUAAUAAGGAUAUGUCAAUCUUUUCAAUUGACCACUUUUAUCAUGAUCCGCCUCACACGCGCGUAUAA
Messenger RNA from Ceratosolen solmsi marchali, 4580 nucleotides. RefSeq names its product eukaryotic translation initiation factor 5B (gene eIF5B). NCBI's taxonomy places the organism in Eukaryota, Metazoa, Arthropoda, Insecta, Hymenoptera, Agaonidae. The coding region runs from base 357 to 4394 and encodes 1345 amino acids. Gene Ontology annotation, biological process: translational initiation. Gene Ontology annotation, molecular function: GTP binding; GTPase activity; translation initiation factor activity. Gene Ontology annotation, cellular component: cytoplasm; mitochondrion. The transcript is spliced from 18 exons. The record is from RefSeq and is a predicted model, not a curated record.